Molecule: messenger RNA, 3519 nt
Organism: Cydia amplana
Lineage: Eukaryota; Metazoa; Arthropoda; Insecta; Lepidoptera; Tortricidae
Product: protein PFC0760c-like
Exons: 12
Coding region: 289-3519 (1076 amino acids)
Source: RefSeq, a predicted model, not a curated record
AAAUCAUAAUUUCGCCUGUGCGCGACCUUACAUUGAGAUAAUUGUGUAAGGUAUAAAAUACAAAAUAAAAUGAAUAAUUUUGGCUUAUUGUUAUUCAUAACUUGUUUGAGCAUAACGUUUCUUUGGUUAAAUCGGAAAUCUUAUAUUGGUUAUUUUAUUCUUAUCGAAUAUUUCGGUCGUAAAGAUUUUCAAGUCAAUUUAAUUUAAAAUUGCGUUCUUUCGAAUGCUUAGAUUGAUACUGAUUUUCAGGAUAUUUUAAGUUAUGCCGGUAUAGUAUUUUUUUGAAAGAUGAUCAAAUUUCUAUAUUUGCUUUCAGUAAUAGCAUUUUAUAUAAUACAGGAUAUCGAAUGUUCGAAUAUAUAUGAUGCACUACGAAAUUACUACGAUAGUGACUUACAUACACAGUUUGAAAAGGAAUGGAAGAAAUACAGGCCUGCUUUCGAAAACGAAAUCGCAUCGAGUCUGCAGGAAAACUUCGGUACCAAAGCUCUAAAUAUCUACGAGCCAGAUAGGCGCGAUGCACACUUCCUUGCAGGAGGCUUCCAUCUAACAGACGGCGUGGUGAUGGUAUAUUUCUUUGAAAUGGUAUUAAGAGAACUGCCAGCUUUGAUAGGACCGAAGCUGAAUAUAGACCUGCCCUCUAACCACGUGAAGUUGGAGUCGAAAGUAGACCGCAUGUUUAUUGACACGACCUACUACGUAGCAAGGAACUCCUCCUCAGUGAUAUACGCCAGUCCAGACGACCAGAAAGAGCUCUCACCCUUCAGCUUACAGCAGGUCGACAAUUUAGGAAGAGUGGUAAUAGUAGUCGAGGACUGCUCGCUAUCCGGUGUUUCGAUAGCAACCCUGAGCGGGGACUCUGUCAACAUGGGACACAGCUCGUUCAUGCUCAGUAAUUGCAAGUUUACGGUUGAGAUAUCAACACCUAACUCAGGAGCACCGCCAGUGAUUGCGCCAUAUUUCCCUAAGGGGCCGAAGGAAAAGCUGGAAAUUGUAAUUUCUAAGCCCAUUCGCGAGGAACUGCAUACAAAGCUGCAGGGAGCUAUGUAUAGUUACAUCAACACUAGUGUUUUGCUCGGAAGCCAAGAGUCCAAUUUCAGAAAUAGUCAACACCAAUUGUUUAAAAGCUACGCUGAGUUUAUGACGGACUAUGUUGCACAAGUAAAUCAGAAGACGUUGAAAGCGAACAAAGGACACGUCAGCCUGACGAAUUACGAAAUUCUCAUGAACACAGAAACAGACAAGACAAGAUGGCAGUGCCACAUGGCUCUUAGGGACCUGAUGCUGUACGGACUUGACACAGCUUACGUGGCGCGCUCUGGAGGGCCUUAUAACGACGGCACGGCGACUAAUACCGCGGCUGAUGCAGUUAUCUUCAGUUCCAUACAGAUACGUGGUAAAAUUACCCAUGACGAUGGCAAAGGAAGUAUAACGUAUGAUUUUGCUGCCGAGCUGACGGACAUCACAGUGAACAUUAUUAUCGACAUACAGGAAGGACAGACGAAGUUACGAGAUAUUCUUCUGACGGGUUGGAGGUCUUUGGAGUUCUCAAUUGUCCCGUGGGAAACACAAUAUAAAGAAAGGCACGGAUAUCAAUCUUUGGUGUAUGGUCAUAUUCUGAACGAGAUACCAGUAAAAAUUAUAAAUCACUUAACAAGUAUAUUAGGUGCACCCAUCGAUGGAAAUAAGCAAGACGACGAUGACAACAACGAUGGUGAUGGUAAUAAUGGUAGUGAUGGUGGUGAUGUUGCUGGUAAUGAUGAAGAGGGAAGGGAUGAAAAUGGAAGUGUAGAUGACAAUGACGAUUAUGCGGAUAACACUGCUAAAGAAAAGCAAUUGAAUGAUAAUAAUGAAUUUUUCUCUGAUGGUCUUGACGAGAAUUUCUUCUCGGAUAAUGAGUUCUUUUCUGACGAUGCUCUUGACAAAAAUUUCUUCAGUGAUGAUAAUGUUCAAAAAGACUUCUUGUCGGAAUUUGAAACUGAUGGCAAAAAAGAUAAUGUUGGAGACGUAGGUGUAGGCGAUGAAGUAUUGGGUGGUGGAGAACCGAGUGGGAAUGUUGAUGUUAAAUCGGAAAUAGUUGAUAAUGAAGGAGUGGAUGACGAAGACGGCAAACUUAUGACUGUCAGUGCUGCAGAAAAAGCGGAAGUUUUGAAAGAAAAAGGAGAUGAUGGAGGUGUAAACGAUGAUGAUGAAGGCGACGUAGAUACAACUGCAGAUGCCGAUGUUGGUGUAGACGAUGACGCAGUAGCGGACAGCGAAGGUAACAUUGCAACAUUUAAGAGUGAUGAUAAUGAUGGAAAAGCGGGCAGCAAAGAUAAAUUAAAGAGUGACAAAGAAGAUAUGGCUGACGAUGACGGAAAGAGUAUUUCAGGUGAUGGAGUAAAUGAGGACGUUUCUAAGGAAACAAAUAUGGGCGUCGACGAUGAAACAAUUGGAGGCAAUGUUCUUCAGAGUGUCGAUGGAGAUGGAGGAUGGCCGGUAUCAGAUGAUGCUAUUGAUGAAGAGGAGUCGGUGAUUCCACACGAUGGAUUCAAUAAACAAGUCUUGGAUGGUAGUCAACUCAAAAGUGUCAAAGGAAAUGGUUUCUUCUCUGACGACUUUAUUGAUAAAGAUUUUUUCAGUGAUGACAAUAUGAAGGAAGAUUUUAUCUCCGACAUGACAGCAGAAAACAAUAAAGCUCCACUUGAUGAAGCAGUUGAAGAUGGAGCCCAAGGUGCAGUUGAAGAUGAGGACAAAGAUGCAGUGGGAGAUGAUGAAGACGGUGCAGUGGAGGAUGUGGAAGGUAGUUACCAAAAAGUAGAUAAGGACGAUGACGGAAAACAAAUAAACGAUGAUGUCGCUGUUGACGGGACCUUUGAUGAUGAUAAUAUAAAGAAGGAUUUCUUGUCUGACGAACAUAUACAAAAAGAUUUCUUGUCUGAUGACCAUAUACAAAAAGAUUUCUUGUCUGGUGACCACAUAGAGGAGAACUUCUUUUCUGAUGAUAAUUUAGAAAAGGAUUUUUUUUCCGACGAUAAUACAAAUUCCCAGGGAGACGUUGCUAAUAAUGGCGUUCAGAGUGUCAAUGGCGAUGGAGGAUGGAAAGUAUCUGACGAUGCUAUUAAUGAAGAAAAUGAUGAUGGUAUUUCGGGCGGGAAGGCUAGUUCUGUUGAAAACAAUAAUGGAGAAAUUGCAGACAACGAUAGUGGAAAUAACAAGGAUGAACAGAACGCUGGCAACACAGGUGAAAAAAAGAUGUCGGCUUUCGCCUCUGAGGAGGAUAAGCCCUUUUUAGAUGAACAUUUCUUUAGUGAUGAUAACAUUGAGAGACGUUCCAUGGUAGAUAAGUCACAAAAACACGAUGAAAAUGAUCAUACCGAUGAUAAACAUGCUGCCAGAAUUGAAGUUGUAGAUACCAAUAAAGGAAAUAACGGGAAAGGCGAAGACUCAUCGGAGGAUAAAAAGGUUGUUCUGCCAUCCAACGUACAUAACACUCGUCGACAGCAAAAUCUGCAUAUGUCAGAAAAUGAGAUUCGUUGA